Panicum virgatum (switchgrass) is the source of this 1445-nucleotide messenger RNA. RefSeq names its product vesicle-associated protein 1-2-like. Gene Ontology annotation, cellular component: plasma membrane; endoplasmic reticulum membrane. Gene Ontology annotation, biological process: endoplasmic reticulum membrane organization. The transcript has 10 exons. The record is from RefSeq and is a predicted model, not a curated record. The coding region runs from base 303 to 1145 and encodes 280 amino acids. Lineage: Eukaryota; Viridiplantae; Streptophyta; Magnoliopsida; Poales; Poaceae.
CUCCAGCGCGACCCAGCGUCGACUGACAGGGAUCCUCUCCUGUUGACGCUGCCUCCUCCCCACUUCCCCAGUCCGACGGCACGAACAAACCUUCCACCCGUUGCCUUCGGCGACUCCCAAGUUCGCAUCUGCUCCUCCACUCCACUCCGCUCCGCUCAUCUCUUCUCCGAGGCGAGCGCAAACCCGCCUCGCUUCUCUUCAAACCCUAGCUCCCCGUUCGCCCGCGUCGCUGCCGCCCCGGAUCAAGCCCGCACAGCGCACGAGCGUGAGUCUCCCUCCCGGAUUCGAGCGGCGGCGGCGGGAUGGGGUCCGACUCCAAGGAGCUGCUGGGGAUCGAGCCCCUCGAGCUCCGAUUCCCAUUCGAGACAAAGAAGCAGAUCUCAUGCUCUAUGCAGCUAGCGAACAGAACGGAUGACUAUAUCGGCUUCAAGGUUAAGACAACGAGCCCGAAGAAGUACUGUGUCCGACCAAACAGCGGCAUUGUGCCACCACGGUCCACCAGCGAUGUCAUUGUGACAAUGCAAGAGCAAAAGGAGGCACCGCCGGAUAUGCAAUGCAAGGACAAGUUUCUCGUGCAAAGUGUUAUGGUGGCUGAAGACACGUCAGCAAAGGACAUAACUGGAGAUAUGUUUACCAAAAAAUCAGGUAAUGUGGUGGAUGAGGUGAAGUUGAGGGUUGUCUACGUCCCACCACCCAAACCGCCAUCCCCGGUGCGUGAGGGAUCUGAAGAAGGCUCGUCACCUAGACAUUCAUUGUCUGAUGGAAGCAACUUGAAUUAUCAAGAGGUGAGAUCUGCAAAUAUUACUGCUUGGUUCAAUUCCCAAGAGAUGCAGACAACAAGGGAACCAGAUGAUCCACUAUCUUUGGCUGCUGUAAAAUCUCAAAAAGACCAAGAAGGCUUUACCUCUGAGGCAGCUGAUCAGCAUCUCAAUAUGAUACUUGGAGAUGUUAAAGAGAUGACAUCUGCUUUGAUUUCAAAGUUGACAGAGGAGAGGAACUCUGCCAUUCAGCAGAACAAUAAGCUUCGACAGGAGCUGGACCUUGUAAGGAGGGAGCUCAGCAAGCAGAACGGUGGUUUCUCAUUUGCGGUCGUGGCGGCCAUUGCUCUCCUAGGGAUUCUGCUAGGAUUUAUCAUGAAGAGAUAGAUGAGCCAGUGUUAAUCUGCAUCUUCUUAGACCGUUUCCCUCGCGAGAUUGUAUUCGGUCCAAUGCAUCUAUUCACAUGUACUACAGCGCUACUCCAUAGCAUAUUCGGGAUCUGGUGUCUUCAGUAAUUGCGUGCGUAGUGGCUACCUCACCCAGGCAACAAGCCUGUCUCCUUGAUAUUGUGUUAGCUCUUAUGUCAGCUUGUGCAACUAAGAAACUGGGUAACUAUUGAUAUUUUGUGGGCAGCUGUUGAGAAAUCCUUCUGGUGUGUUAAUCAAGUAAAAGUGUGGCGAUUUUUUU